This is a messenger RNA of Staurois parvus, 501 nucleotides long. The record is from the annotation of a GenBank genome assembly. NCBI's taxonomy places the organism in Eukaryota, Metazoa, Chordata, Amphibia, Anura, Ranidae.
AUGUGUGAGGACUGCAGUCAGGUCUUCAGCACUCGAUCGGCACUCACUAAGCACAGAGCAGAGAGUCACGCCAACAAACGCUACGCCUGCACCAUCUGCGGCCUGGAAUAUGACUACAUGUCUCAAUAUGUCAUACACCAGAGGGCGCACACUGGGGAAAAACCAUUUGAGUGUGACAAGUGCGGGAAGAGGUUCGGCCACAAGUGCACUCUGCUUGUUCACCACAGAAGGCACAUCAAGGGAAAAACUGUGAAAUGCGGCACAUGCGGCCGGUUGUUCGAUACCAAGUCCCAGCUGAGCAGACAUGAGAGAAUUCAUGUGCCCAAAAAGCCCUAUAAUUGCCCUGUGUGCGGGAAACAGUUCGAGCAGAAAUCACUUUUCACAAAACAUAAGUGGGAGCAUGAGGAGGAGGCGAAACGAGCCCCGGAGGUGAUCAGACAGGCACAUGAGGAUAGCUUAGCACCAAACUCUCCUCCCACUGACGUCCUGCAAGAAAAUUGA